GCUGCCAAGAUCUGCCUCACACCCGAGUGCGUCAAGACCGCGUCGUCCCUCCUGAACGGCAUGGACCAGAGCGCUGACCCGUGCGAGGACUUCUUCCAGUUCGCGUGCGGCGCCUGGAACAAGCGCCACCAGAUUCCUGAGGACCGGUCCAGCGUGUCCACCUUCGAAGUCCUCUCGGACGAGCUGCAGAUCAUCCUCAAAGAUCUCUUGGAGGAGCCCCCUAAUCCUUACGACAACAGCGCCACAAUCAAGGCUAAGACUUUGUACCAUUCCUGCAUGAAGCUGAACGUCAUUGAGGACAUCGGAGACCGGCCUCUGCGCAUCGUGCUGAAGCGCCUUGGUGGCUGGCCCGUGACUCAGCGGAACUGGACGGCGCCCACGUGGACCCUGGAAAGGCUCUUGGGCAUCCUCCGAGGCGACUUCGACCAGGGGGUCAUCGUCGAGCAGUGGGUCGGGCCUGACGACAAGAACUCGUCCGUCAACAUCAUACAGAUGGACCAGCAGCUGGCGUUCGGCUUGCCGAGCCGCGAGUACUACCUAAAGGAAGGUAGCGAAAAGGAUCGCAGGGCCUACCACAGGCUCAUGGUCGAGGUGGCGCUGUUGCUGGGCGCGGAGCCAGAGGAGGCCGACGCGCAAAUGGAACAGGUGCUCCAGUUGGAGACCAGGCUGGCCAACAUUUCGGUUCCCGAAGCAGACAGGCACGAUACCGGUUCCAUCUACAACAAGAUGACCCUCCGAGAACUGUCCGACAUGGUACCACAGUUCAACUGGACCGAGUACAUGUCCACCUUCCUGCCCGUGGACGUGACCGGAGACGAGCCCGUGGUCGUCUACUCGGUGCCCUACCUCCAGCAAAUCGGUCAGAUCCUGCAAGAGCCCGACAGAAGGACGUUGCACAACUUCGCCGUUUGGAGGCUCGUGAACUACUUGCUGACGUACCUGGACGGCGAGUACGCACACAAGAGAAACGACUUCCGCAAGGUGAUGCUGGGCGUCUCAGCUGACAAGGUCCGUUGGCACCACUGCGUCGAGUUGGCCAACAAGAAGAUGGGCAUGGCCGUUGGCGCGCUCUUCAUCAAGGACAACUUCGACCCGCACAGCAAAGAAACGGCCCUCAAGAUGAUCCACAACAUUCGGGAAGCCUUCAACGAACUGCUCAAAGAAAACGACUGGAUGGACCGGGAGACGCGAAAGGUGGCCGAAGAAAAGGCCAACGCCAUGAACGAACGCGUCGGCUACCCGGACUUGCUCACCAACCCGUACGAACUGUCCAAGGAGUACGACUCGCUGGUGGUACACGAGGACCUGUACCUGGACAACGUGUUCAACAUCCUCCGCUUCGAGGCAAUCCGUAACCAGCUCAAGCUGCGUCAGCCGGUCAACAAGGAGAAGUGGACAACAGAGCCAGCGGUGGUAAACGCUUUCUAUAAUCCCAACAAGAAUGAUAUCGUCUUCCCGGCUGGCAUCCUGCAGCCGCUUUUCUACAGCCACCAUUUUCCCAAGUCCCUCAACUACGGCGGCAUCGGAGUCGUCAUUGGUCACGAAAUAACUCACGGCUUUGACGACAAAGGUCGCCAAUUCGACAAGGACGGUAACCUAAAGCAGUGGUGGAACAACCAGACGGUGCGUACCUUCAGAGAGCGGGCGCAGUGCAUGGUGGACCAGUACUCAAGCUACGUCCUCGAAGACGUCAACCUCAAUGUGAACGGGAAAAUGACUCAGGGAGAGAACAUCGCUGACAACGGUGGACUCAAGCAGGCUUACCGGGCGUACAAAAAAUGGGUGAAGCAGUACGGAGAAGAACCACUGCUGCCAGGCAUCAACUUGACCCACGACCAGCUCUUCUUCCUGAAUUAUGCCCAGAUAUGGUGUGGCUCCAUGAGGCCAGAGGAAGCCCUCAACAAGAUACGUACGUCGGUUCACAGUCCAGGCCCGAUUAGGGUCUUGGGGCCGCUGUCCAACUCGUACGACUUCGCCAGGGCCUACAACUGCCCCAACAUGAGUCGCAUGAACCCUGCCAAGAAGUGUUCAGUGUGGUGAUCAGUGCACAACAAAACGCCCAAUAGGACGUGAAAAGACCCGGCAACCCACAAAGCAACAAGCACUCAUCUAUCCAAAACGGACUCGCGACGGCGCUCACGGGAAUGUUGGACGAAGCAGCGUUUAACGCUCAAAACACCCGUACGCUCAAAACACCCGGCAGUGUCAACAUACGCACACAAGCCAAACAAGCAUUUCCAAAAUAUUGGAAGAGUGUGUCGACAGUGACUAUAGCUGAUGCACCUUUGUGGUGUGUUAGCACGAGUGAAUUUCAUUGCCCCAUUGAACCCAACAAAAAAAGGAACCCCACAGCAAAAAUGUUGAAAAGGCAGUGAUUUCAAGGACACUCCUCAGCUCAAAACACUUCAUUUCUACUCCUGCCACGACCCACGACAAAGUUUUGUGGCAAUCUUCAAGGUACUUGUUACCCCACAAAAAUGAUAGCGCAGAGGAAUAGUGGGACUCUAUAAAAAUAUUAAGAAAAUUGUUUGAAGACAGUUGCCAAGCUUUCUUACAACUGUGCACUAUGUGAAACGGCUCGUUCAUGUUCUUUGAUUUUGCUUGUCAUUCGAGCGUCCAACAUAAACUAAACUUACCUCGAUACUUCGCCUAAAGCCUAUGGACGGCAGAAUGCGUCGUGUGUUUGUGUUGACUCGUUUGAGGCCGUUUCGCUCGUUUGGAAGUCUGGCUAUUUGUUUUUAGGUCACAUGACUUCGCUGUGUUACCCGUUCUCGUAGAAACUUUUUGCGAUGAUCUAAACACAGUGGCGUUGCAAGGGGGGGCAGGGGUGCAAUCCGCACACUUUGGGUGCAGUGCUCGGGGGGGGGGGGUGCUGCUGGGCAGUGAAAGGAAGAAGGGGGGCGGUGUUGCAGAGGGCCGUGACAGCGGGGGUGACGCCGCUGUCUGCACACCAGCUGUAAAAUUCUGCAUUGAAUCCAAAGAAAGAAGAUGUGAUUGCCUACUUUCUAAUAUUAUUGUUACAGCAAUGUUCCUCCAAGGCCAGCAAAAAGGACUGGACUUCAAAAAGAGUGCCAAACUUUUACAGACACGUAUGUAUAUACGCUCACACAGCAUCAACUUAAUCAUAAGACUAUAUGAUCACAAUUGUGCACACCGAUAACUGAAUUUACACUUCAGGCACCUUCAUCUGUGUUUCCCAUUGCCUUUUCUUUUGCCUUUCCAGGAUUUCUUGUAAGCAUUACAUCAGAAUGAAAGUAUAUAUCCAUCUCCUCUCAAUUUCUAGAAAAACCAUCACCACACACAAAAUAAAUGUGUUCAUUUUCAUGCGAUUUCACAUUCUAAGGACCCUCCUCUUUCCUGCUUCCUUCCCAUCCCAAGAAGAAAGAUACAAAUAAAGUUUCUCUUU
Messenger RNA from Ixodes scapularis (black-legged tick), 3406 nucleotides. Its product is annotated as neprilysin-1. NCBI's taxonomy places the organism in Eukaryota, Metazoa, Arthropoda, Arachnida, Ixodida, Ixodidae. The transcript has 18 exons. Gene Ontology annotation, molecular function: metalloendopeptidase activity. The coding region runs from base 61 to 2040 and encodes 659 amino acids. Gene Ontology annotation, biological process: protein processing. The record is from RefSeq and is a predicted model, not a curated record. Gene Ontology annotation, cellular component: plasma membrane.